AUGUCCGAUAUCGUGCACCACUUCUUCCGUGUUAAGGGUGGUGCCACUAAAACAACUGCAUCGGCGGCACCGACUGUGCAUGUUGCGGUGCAGGGGUGCUGCCACGGGGAGCUUGACAAAAUCUACGCCGCCUGCGCGGCACACGAGGCGGCAACUGGAAAGCGCAUCGGCUUUCUCAUUUGCUGCGGCGACUUUCAGGCGGUCCGCGACGCACGCGACUUGAGGAGUAUGGCGGUCCCAGAGAAGUACCGCGUGCUGGGGGAUUUCGCGGCCUAUUACCGUGGCGAGAAGCACGCGCCCUACCUGACGCUCUUCGUUGGCGGCAACCACGAGAACUCGGACUGGCUCGCUACAGAGAGCUACGGCGGUUUCCUGGCGCCCAACAUCUACUACAUGGGACACUCGGGGGUUGUGGUGGUCGACGGGUGCGUUACUGUUGCGGGCCUGAGCGGUAUCUUUAAAGGAAUUGACUACACGCGGCCGUACCCCGACCGCCCCUUCCACGCGACGGAGGCGGCAAAGCGCUCCGCCUACCACGUGCGGCGUAUCGAAGUGGAGAAGCUCAAGGCUUUCUCACUGGGACUUGAAUCUCUUCGACGACAGCAGCAGCAGCAUGAGUCAACAGCAACAUCCAUCCCGGCGAAGCCUGGCGCGCCGCCAUCGCGAUCUGCUGCAGCAUUUCCUCGCGUGAGUUUGUGUGUUUCACACGAUUGGCCUGUGGGGAUCACCAAGUACGGUGACGAAACACAGCUGUUGCGCUACAAACCCUACUUCGAGGAUGACAUUCGGCACAGUGCGUUAGGAAACCCACAUACGAUGCCGCUGCUUCGCGCUGCUAAGCCGCACUUCUGGCUUUCCGCGCACUUGCACUGCCAGUUUGAGGCCACUGUGCCGCAUCAUGACGUGGAAAAAGACGCUUCUGCUGCUGCUGCUGUUGCCCCUCGGGCAACGAAGUUUCUUGCGCUGGAUAAGUGCGCUAAGGGGAAGGGAUUUCUCGAUUUUAUUGACGUUGCCGUUGACGUUGGCACCCACACAAUGGUAGAUGGUGCGGACAAACACGCAACAGGACACAGCCGUGUCGUACACCACCCGCUGUGGCUGGAGGUGCUACGAGAGACGCAUGACUGCCUUGCGGCGAACAACGGCCGAUGGUCGGCGGCGUCGUGCGCGUUGCUGCAGCAGCACCCAGAGCAGUUGCAGUGUGCUGACACGUGGCUACCGGCCAGCAGCACUAUGGCAGUUUUGGCGGCCUUGAAGGUGUCGCCUUCCCCGCUGCAGCGCCCGCCUCCUGGCGAUGAGGCGCGUGGGAGUUGGGCCAGAGGCAUUGCGAAGGAUAGUGACGGAAGAAGUCGUACCACACCAGCAAUACCAACAGCAUCGAAGACGACAAUAGCAGUCACCGCGUCUGGAAGGGAGGGCGAGUUAGACGAGUUGGCGUUGAUGGAAGACACUGCUGGGUCCUCCUGA
This is a messenger RNA of Trypanosoma grayi, 1467 nucleotides long. RefSeq lists its product as hypothetical. Gene Ontology annotation, cellular component: nucleus. Bases 1 to 1467 code for a protein of 488 amino acids. Gene Ontology annotation, biological process: mRNA splicing, via spliceosome. The record is from RefSeq and is a predicted model, not a curated record. The transcript has a single exon. Lineage: Eukaryota; Euglenozoa; Kinetoplastea; Trypanosomatida; Trypanosomatidae. Gene Ontology annotation, molecular function: RNA lariat debranching enzyme activity.